Molecule: messenger RNA, 1977 nt
Organism: Rhea pennata
Lineage: Eukaryota; Metazoa; Chordata; Aves; Rheiformes; Rheidae
Exons: 1
Coding region: 1-1977 (658 amino acids)
Biological process (GO): viral process
Source: RefSeq, a predicted model, not a curated record
AUGCCGCGCUGCCUCGGCGCCCGGUGCCCUCCGACGGCCCCAUGUCCAUCGCCUGACGCCCUCACCACCUGCGUCCCCCUGACGACUAGCCUCCUUGCUUGCCAGCUCCCUUGGACGCUGCCGGUAGGGACACAGCUGCCUGCGCCAAAACCCCCAUCACUGACACAGUGGCCUGCACUGAAAGCACUGUUAGGGACACAGUUGCCUGCUCUGAAAUGGAUGCCGUUGCCAAAACAUCCGCGUUCUGCAACACGGCUGCUGCCGGGACACCUGGGCCCCUCGGAGGACUGGCCUCGCCCCCUCCUGGGCAGGGCGGGCAGAGCACAGGGCAUAUAUCGACACACGCUGCCAAGCAGCUGCCGCUGCCGCUCCCGGGGCUGCAGCCCAAGGCAGAUGGCAGGGCCGAUGCUGUGGCGUGGGGCAGGGCAGAUACCACGGCAGGAUCCCAAGGCAGAUCCUGGGGCAAGGGCCAGGGCAGAAUCCUGUGGCAGCCCAGGUAUCAUCCUACUGCAGUUCCAGGCAGGGUCCUGGGUCAGCUGCCCAGGAUUGCAAACCUGUGGGGCCUUGCCUUGCUGCCUGGACCCCAAUCCUGACACAGACCCUGUCCCAGCCCCCGACCCCUGCCCAGUCCCUGCCCUGGUCCAUAAUCUGGACCCAAUUCUGGAUACCCUCGCAACCCCUGACCUGGACCUGUACUAUGGACCAGUCCCCGACCUGGCCCCCAACCCAGACCAGGACCUUGGACCAGUCCCUGAUCUGGACCUAGUUCCUAGACCAAUCCCUUACUCGGCCCCCAACCUGGAAGUGGACCCUUACCUUGGACCAUUCCACUACCUGGACCACGUCCCCUGCCUGGUGUCCAAUCCAGACCCGGUUGCAUACCCCCACUUGGCCCCCAACCUGGAUCCUGGUCCACACCCCAGUGCAGAAGCAAGUCCAGAGCCAGAUCCUGGACCGGUCCCUGACCCAGACCCAGAUCCCAGCCUGAUGCCCAAUCUGGAUCCAGUUCUCUAUCCCCACUUGGCCCUUAAACCGGAUCCUGGCCCGCUCUCUAACACGAACCUCAGUCCCAGCUGGGUCUCUUACCCAGUCCCCAGCCCAGGCCCAGACCCCAGUCCGAUCCUCAACCUGGACCUGGAUCCCGGCCUGGUGCCCAAUCCAGAUCUGGUUCCAUAUCCCCACUCGCCCCCUGACCCAGCCCCCAACCUGGCCCUUGAUCCAAACUCGGACCACAGUCCCAUCCCCGACCUGGUCAUGGUCCUGUAUCCCCAUGCGGACCCUGUCCCAGUCCCUGCCCCAGACCCCAGUCGAAAUCUGGUCUGCAGUUCAGUCUCCGACCAGGACCUGACCCGUGCUCCUGGGCGGCCCUGCAGCUGCUCCCAUCCCUUCCCAUCGCCACCACCACCGCUGCCACCACUGGGAACAGCCGAGCCGCCACCAUCUCACCCCAGGGCCCCAGCCCCAGCCGCUGCUGCCAGCGCCCUCCCGCUACCGACCCGGGACCCCACUGCUGGCCCCAGCCCGAGCCCCCCGCGCAGCCCCACGAGCAGCCACGAGCAGCUCCUGCCCAUGGCAGGCAUCGCCCAGACACCUCCGCUCCUCUCAAGCCAUGCUGCCUCAGCACCUGGCGCCCUCCGAUGGCUCCAUGCCCAUUGCCAGACGCCCUCACCACCUGCACCCCCCAACGACUGGCCUCCUCCUCGCUCGUCGCCUCCCUCAGAUGCUGCCGGUAGGGACACAGCGGCCUGCUCCGAAACCACCGUUACGGACACAGCGGCCUGCUCUGAAACCACUGUUGCCAUGACAUCCGCGUUCUGCCACGCCACCGUUGGCUCUGUUGGCUCAUAUAGGGAAAUUCCUGAGAGGCUGCAUCAACUUUUGGAGACUAUGAUGCUAACUCCUAAUCGUAACUGGGGAGAUGUGCAGACGCUAUUGAAUACUUUCUUGACGGGAAAAGAAAGGAGGCUGGUUAAUUGA